AAAUGUGUGUGUGUGUGUGUGUGCAUAUUCAGAAAAAAUAUAUAUAUGUCUCAUGUUUGCAUUUAUAUUAUCAACCAGAUGUGUGUAUAUUUAUGAUCACUAUCAUUCCUGAUGUCGGUAUUUGAUUAUCGAUAUCAUUCAACUCCACUUCAUCAUCAUCAUCAUCAUUAUCAUUACUUUCAUUCUCAUUCGAUGUUUGAUUCGCCAUCCAGCUAAUCCAUCUGGAUAUCAUUUUUUGUUUGUCGAAUUCUGUGAAUAAGUGCGAAGAUUUUUGUAUGAGUUUGAAUUUCUUUUGAUUCAAUCGAUCAAUACUUUUAAAGUGUUUGUAAUUUUCAUUUGAAAUCAAAAUGGAUGAUGAAAAAAUGGCUGAAAAAGAACGUAAAAGACGUGAAAUUCGUGAACGUCUUGAAGCUCAGCUGAAAAGUUCACAAAAGAAAAAAGGUUUCAUGACACCUGAACGUAAAAAACGACUUCGUCAAUUACUUCGUCGUAAAGCAGCCGAUGAAGUAAAACGACAACAGGAACAAAAAGAAAAAGAACGACAAAGAGUAAUCGGUGAACGAACGGGCGAAUCAAAAUCAUUACCAGAUGAUGUUGAUCAAUUGCAAGAGAUUUGCAAACAAUAUCAUAACAGAAUUUACAAACUAAACGAAGAUAAAUGGGAUCUAGAAUUGAUUACUUGUCUCAAAGAAUAUGAGAUUGCCGAUCUUCAAUCACGUGUUAACGAUAUGAGAGGCAAAUUCAUUAUACCACCAUUGAAAAAAGUAUCCAAAUAUCAAACACAAUUGGAAAAAAUGCGUCAAUGGACAUAUAAAUUGGCCAAAAUGGAUAUGCGUGGUGCAUUGAAAUCGGUGAAAAAAGAAAUUGAAUUGGAUGAUAAACAUAAAAAAACAGAAACAAAACCAGUAUGGGCUGCUGAAACUAAAGCGGUUAAACAAACGGUUGAAACAACCGAAAUCGAUGCAGGUGAAAUUGAUGCAGGCGAAAUCGAUGAUUAUGAUGAUGAUGAAGAGUGAACAAUAACGUGAAUGAACAAACUAUUCAAUUAUUCACGUACAUUAUUAUCAUAUUUAUUUAUUUAUCUUUAUUCUUUAGCAAAUAUAAUAAUGAAAUAUCGAAAAAAUGAUUCAAAAAAAAAGAAUCGAAUUUGUUUCUGUUCUCUGUUUCUGUUAUUCUGCCUGCCCGAAAAACCGAAAAUAACAAUUAAUUGAAAAUUAAAAAGCAUUUGUCAUUGGUUC
Dermatophagoides farinae (American house dust mite) is the source of this 1238-nucleotide messenger RNA. RefSeq names its product troponin I 4. NCBI's taxonomy places the organism in Eukaryota, Metazoa, Arthropoda, Arachnida, Sarcoptiformes, Pyroglyphidae. The record is from RefSeq and is a predicted model, not a curated record. Gene Ontology annotation, biological process: muscle contraction. Gene Ontology annotation, cellular component: troponin complex.